GCGGCGGCGGCCGGUGCCGGUGCAUGUCCCGGUGGCCGUCCCGGUGCCGGUGCCCGCGGGCCAUGCGGCGGCCGUAGCCAUGCAGCGCGACGGGGAUGCGGCGGCGGCGGCCGCGGCCUCGUACCGGGUGCUCAGCCGGCUGCUGGGCUAUGGCCCCGGGCCGGAGGCGGGCGCGGCGGGCGGUGCCGGUGCCGGUGCCGGCGCGGCGGGCGCGGUGCCCGGCGCGGGCGGGCGGCUGUCGGUGCCCGGCGGGCCGCGGCCGCAGCUGAUGGUUUUCCGCAACGCGGCGGCCGAGGGGCGGCCCGGCGAGGACGGCGGCCCGGCGGCGGCGGCGGCGGCGGCGGCGGCGGCGGCGGUGUCGGGCUGGGGGGCGGCGCAGGGGGGGCUGGAGCUGCAGCUGGCGGCGCUGGGGCUGCGGCCGCCGCCGGGGCUGGGGGCGAAGGGGGCGGCGGCGGCGGCGGGACCCCCCUGCCCGUGCCUGGGGCCGCCCGCCGGGGAGGAGACGAGCGAUGCGCUGCUGGUGCUGGAGGCGCUGGAGCCCGACGAGGCGGGCAGCGGCUCCGAGGACGAGCCGGGGUCCCCCGGGCGCGGGGCCGCCCGCAGAGCAGCCCCCGGCCCCGCGCCGCAGCCCGCAGCCCCCGCGGGCACCGCCACCGGCCCCGGCGGCAGGAAGGGCUCGCUCAGGAUCCGCCUCAGCCGCCUCUUCCGCACCAAGAGCUGCAGCGGGGGCUCGGCCGCCGGGGAUGCCGCCAGCGCCGCCGCCACCUCGGCCGGGAGCCUCACCGACGUGUGCGGGGCCCGCGGACGGGAGCAGGAGACGGGCAGGAAACACAGACUGACAAGAACUCAAAGUGCCUUUUCCCCGGUUGUGUUCAGCCCCCUCUUCACAG
Pipra filicauda (Wire-tailed manakin) is the source of this 890-nucleotide messenger RNA. It is a transcript of the gene SOCS7, whose product is annotated as suppressor of cytokine signaling 7. The record is from RefSeq and is a predicted model, not a curated record. The transcript is spliced from 3 exons. The annotation marks the transcript as partial. NCBI's taxonomy places the organism in Eukaryota, Metazoa, Chordata, Aves, Passeriformes, Pipridae.